Molecule: messenger RNA, 1185 nt
Organism: Rotaria sp. Silwood2
Lineage: Eukaryota; Metazoa; Rotifera; Eurotatoria; Philodinida; Philodinidae
Source: the annotation of a GenBank genome assembly
AUGCCUUAUCUUUAUGAUAGUCUCUUAUCAAUAUGUUCAUCUAACGAUGGUUUUUAUUACAAAGAUGUUGUACUUGAUUCAACGACAUAUCGUAUAUUUAACUAUCGUCUUUGUUCAUACACUACAUUUCAUUCAUUACCUUACGCAUUGAAUUGUCGUGGAACAAUGUUCAAUAUCAAUGAUCCGAACAAUCUUCAAUUGGUUUCAUUGCCACCAGAGAAAUUCUUCAAUUAUGAAGAAGGAAUCGGCUUUGACCAACAUAAACAAGGACAAUUAGGAGAUCAAAUGGACAAACUCGAUGGAUCAUUAAUUUCAACAUUUAUCCAUUUUGACGAUAAGAAUCAAGCAAUUGUUCGAUUGAAAUCAAAAACAUCAUUAACCUCGUCACAGGCAUGCGAAGCAAUGGAAUUAUUUAAAGGUAAAUUCAAAAGUGAAGUCGAAAAUCUAGUUAAUCUUCAUUAUACAAUCAAUAUGGAGUAUACAUCACCGUCAAAUCGUAUUGUUCUUCACUAUCCUCAAGCCGAAUUAACUGUACUCUCAAUUCGAUCUCAUUUGACUGGCGAAACUCUCUUCGCUCGGCAUCUACAAUCGUUCCUCGUAGAACAUAAUUUUCAAUCAAUUCUUGAACAUAUAGUUCCAUUUAAAUCGAUUCCACGUCAUCUCUCUCAUAAAGAGUUUUGUCAAAACAUUUAUGGAGAGACUCAAGGCGAAGGUUAUGUCGUUGAAAUUAUUCGUACAGAUCAAUCGUCUUAUUUGGUCAAAAUCAAAACUCACAAAUACUUGCAAUUACAUCAUUGUAAAGACAAAGUCAAUUCGCCACGACAUUUAUUUGAAAGUAUAAUCAAUGAACAAUCGGAUGACUUGAGAUCAUUAUUUCAAGAUAAUCCAGGAGCUUUGGAAAGUAUUUCCAAAAUGGAAGAACAAGUAAGAUCGCAAUUCAAUCAUAUGGUUAAAUCAAUUGAAGAGUUUUAUGAAACGAACAAAUCCCUGUCGAGAAAAGAUUAUGCCAUCCUAAUUAACAACACACCAUCCAUCAAGAAAUAUAUGGGAUUAUUGAUGAAUCUUUAUUUAGAUAAAAUCAAUGAUUAUAAACAAUAUGCAAUAACUCAUGCAAAAGAUCUUUUCGGAAUCAAUGAUAAUUGUCAAGCAUCAUCAAGAAGCAAUGCGGAAGAAGAAGAAGAUUAA